Messenger RNA from Frankliniella occidentalis (western flower thrips), 1356 nucleotides. RefSeq lists its product as uncharacterized. The transcript has 8 exons. Lineage: Eukaryota; Metazoa; Arthropoda; Insecta; Thysanoptera; Thripidae. The coding region runs from base 61 to 1326 and encodes 421 amino acids. The record is from RefSeq and is a predicted model, not a curated record.
AGGAUCUCAAUUUCUAGGUUAUUAAUGAGCUAACUUAUUCCCUUCUAAUGGAUUCUGUAGAUGGACGACGGUACCGGCCCUCUGGCGUCACUUCUCAGGCAAUUGAUUCUCGCUCUGGGGGACCCGCUAGAUCCCAAGGAUGGUCGGCCUCGCAUCAGUAUUCUUUUGCGAGUGUUGGGGUUCUGUCGAGAGUCCAAGUGUGCAACACGGUACAGUGGCCUCAGAAAAAUAGCGCUUUCCAUGCGGACUGACUGCCUGCUCCGGCGGCUCGCCCGACUUGCCUGCCGGAGGAGUGGGGAGAGCGGAGCACGGCAGCAGCGAACGCACAGUACCUGUCGUGGCGACAGUUAUCGAGAGUCCACUGUAGCGAGGGCGAGCAUGAUUCUGUUCUUCGCUGGAAACGUGGUGGACGUACUGGUGUCGGAGGGGGACACGCGCCGCAUGCCCUUGAGCAUGAUGCUCGGGAUAUACUCAUCCAUGGCCUGCUACACGGUGCUGGUGCGUCACAAGGAGGACAUAACCACCGCCCUGCGCCAGGCGCACCGGGUCGCCGAAAGGCUGCACAGGGACGGCUCGCCGAGGUCGCGGGAAGUUCUGCAACUUAUGGCCAGCCGAUGUCGCUUCGUGGCCAAGAGAUUCUACCCUACCUACGCCGCAUUACUCGCCUUGGGCACGGUGUCGUCCUUUGAUCAUCAAACUGGUGUGAAUCAAUCACUAAAGGGACAAAAGAAGAUUUUGCUGAUAAUUAGGCAAGUUAUUGAGGCAUUUAGUUCUAUUUGCGGUCAUGUAUGCCUUUACACACUCCUUUCAUACGUGUUAGUCAUCUUUGCAUCAUGCUCCCUACUCCUCCGAGAAGUUGGCAGAGUUGUCAAGCAAACAGGAAAGGUUGGUGAUGCAGCAGCGAUGCAUGUACAGCUAGUUCUUGGCUGUUCCCGUAUGAAUGCUGCAUUCGGCGUCUAUCUUCCGCACAUCGCUGUGGCCCCGUCUGUGAUCCCUUUGCUGAGCACCGUAACGAUCAUCAUGUCUGCCGAGAAGGCUGAUAUGUACGUUGCUGGAUCCUUUCCUGCUGUCCUGUUCUAUUUAGCGCCUUUGUGCGAGGUUGGGGACAUGCUAGUGGCUGGCAGCGACACCUUUUGUUUCAGUGCCUACUGUGGUCCGUGGCUCGAGGAGGGCCCGGCGACCCGACGCUGUCGCUGGUUGCUGAUGAGCGCCCCGACGAUGAACCUAUCGGCGCCGGGUAUGGUGAGCGUCAACAGACCUACUUUGCGGAAAGCAGCGCGUACGUGGUUCCAGUUCCUUCAGGUCCUGAUCAAGUUAAAGGCGUAACAAACAGCUGUAAUCAUGAGAAUUUUUUUU